GCCGACCUUCGAGUUAAGCGUCCACAGUACAGAAUUCGUAUUCAUCAUGAAGCUGAUACUGAUGGUGCUGAGUUCCGCCGUCGCAGGCCUGAGCACAGCUGACACGCGGCAGGCCACACCCAACCCACGGCACCUCUCCGUCGGGCUUUCCUUCGGGAUUGGAGGUCACGGCCACGGAGGCUUCUAUCCAGGGUUUGGAGGAGGCUUCUAUCCAGGCUUUGGGAGCGGCUUCCACCCUGGCUUUGCCGGUGGAUUCAACCAGGGCUUCCCAGGUGGCUUCUACCCUGGAGGCUUUGGAGGAUAUCACCCGGGAACUUUUGGCAGCUUUGGAGGAGGUUUUGGCGGGAACUUCGGCGGUGGACAUGGAGGCUUCUUCGGCUGAAACUCCCGAGGAAGGUGAAGUUCACACCGCUCAUGACAGAGGGAGAAGUUGUGGAAUAAGGACGGGGGAUUCAAGUCUUAUCCGCGACCCAGACUGAUUAAGAAGCUAAACUAACUUCUAAAGUAUUUUGAUAACAAAAAAGAAGAAGAAAAGGAUUGAAAAUCUUGUAAAAAUUCUAUGGACUGGCCGUCACACUCAUCUCCCAUCGUAUUUCCACCACCGCGCCUUCAGAUCACAAUUUCACGCCAUUUCGCACUAAACAUGGACUUUCAUCCCGACCUCAUCUAAGGGCCGUAUCCAGAUUUCCAAUAAACACACGCCUAGAAUCCCUAAAAUUCCUGCUAUGACGCUGGAAGGGUAAACAAAAAAAAGGCAACAGGUGUAAGGAAUAACCCUCUCAUAUCACUUUCGGCUUCCCCCUCCCCCUCCCUCUCCCCCACGCUCGUCUAGUCACUUUCACGCCAAGUUCUCGCCAGGCUGCUUUUAUUACCUGAUAAUAAACUGAAAACAUGUAAUAAAUGCUUUGAAUGAUA
Molecule: messenger RNA, 915 nt
Organism: Penaeus monodon (black tiger shrimp)
Lineage: Eukaryota; Metazoa; Arthropoda; Malacostraca; Decapoda; Penaeidae
Product: pupal cuticle protein Edg-91-like
Exons: 2
Coding region: 47-382 (111 amino acids)
Source: RefSeq, a predicted model, not a curated record